UGGAUGCGCCCACGAUUUAUAAACACCAAACAUGAUAAAAUAGGAAAGCAAUGAUCUUGAAAACUCUGCGAAAUAAAUGGAAACAAUACAGAUACCGUUUGGUACCAUGGAUUGCACUUAAUCUAAAAGACAGGAGGAUGAGAUCAGUCGCUCCCAAUGAAAACGAUCAAAUACUACCUGAUGUAGAAGUAGAGAAAUUCCUGGUGAACUUUUUUGAAAAUAUUGAAAAUGAGAGAUCUUCAUCUGUUAAGACCUCAGAGUUAUGGAAGUCACAUCAACUCACCAAAGAGGAACAGUAUAUACAUCACAAAAAUAACCUGAGAGUGAUGGAGAAUUGUGUUGGUUUUGUUAUAGAAAGAAAACCAAGCAUAAUACCUGGGGGUGGAACAGGUGUGUUAGUGACCAAAGGUCAAGUGCCCGAAGGAACAGUGGUGUCCAUGUACCCAGGAACAUUAUAUAGAGCUGGGGAACCAAUCUUAUUACAGAGCCUGGCUAACCCAUUCAUAUUUCGCUGUAUUGAUAGAGUCCUCAUCGAUGGAAAUGAUAAGAACAUUUCUAAAUACAUUUAUAAGUCGUGUGGUCAGAGAGACAGACAUGGACCCUACUUAACUUGUGACCUGACCUGGGUCACACAAAAUCCUGUCAAUCCAUUGGCUGUUGGACAAUAUGUAAACAACCAAUCAAAACAGUUCCCUGCUAAUGUAGCCUAUCAGGAGUUUGACAUCCCUAUGGAGUUUCCCUUCCACCUGAGGAAAUAUAUCCCCAACAUCAACUAUACCUCAUCAAUACAGGAUAGUCUGGGGCACCACAGGUUGACAAGAGUUGUCGUUCUUGUGUCGUUGAGGAAGAUUGAACAAGGGGAAGAACUCUUCUCAAGUUAUUUUACCGUUGUCCAUUGAUUUUGUUAUGACUGAUGUAAUAAAUCAUUUAUAGUUGCA
Ylistrum balloti is the source of this 938-nucleotide messenger RNA. RefSeq names its product SET domain-containing protein 9-like. Lineage: Eukaryota; Metazoa; Mollusca; Bivalvia; Pectinida; Pectinidae. The coding region runs from base 51 to 899 and encodes 282 amino acids. The record is from RefSeq and is a predicted model, not a curated record. The transcript is spliced from 5 exons.